UGUCGGCUUUUAAAUUACGACUACAUGCGUUUGUGCCGUUUGUGUCUUGUUAGGCACAUGUACGAUAAUAUAUGCGUGCACAAAUAAUUCAACUAUGACGAUUAAUUAGCAUUUACAUCAAACUUACACAAAAAUAACGGCUUAAAUGCCAUUUUGCACGACUGUCUUGGAUUUAAGGCGUCUGGUGGCAGGACUCAAAGCUGCAACAACACCACCGAACCUCCUCUCCUCUCUCCAUCCUCUCUCUCACACACACACGCGCGCGUGCGCGCGUGCGAGAAAACCCAAAUUCCCGUCUCAUCCUCUGGCGUCUGCCAUCCAUCAUGACGAUCUCUGCAAGGCACUGAGAGCAGACAGAAGAUGCUGAUGUUGCACACGCUCCAUCACUUCAUCCUGGCUGGAGCAUGCCUGUGUGUGUGUGGAAGUCCAGUCCAGCAGGAUCCAGCAGCACGUGGCGGCGCACCAAAAACAUCCAAGUCAAGAGAUGGCAGCCAUGUGAGCGGCCUGGUUCUGGAGGUGGGCGCAGGCUCACGUGGACCAGCAUGGAGACAUGGGGGGGUAGCGGUGUUGCUGCAAAACAGGGACAGUCUCCAUGUGGAAUCUAGGCUGAGCACGUCUGACAUGAGGAGGGGGACGCAAGAAGCUGCAGGUACGGGAAGUUUAAAGAAGGGCAACCUGGAAGCUGUGCUAACUUCUCCAAGGACAAGGACGCCAAGAGACAAGGAGGACAGGCAGGAUGGUGACCAAGAUGCACAGACAAGGCAGAUAUCCUCCACUGAGCAUCCAAAUACAUCUUUUGGGAUACACAGUCCUGCCUCCUCCAGCACCAUUCCUCCAUCCACCUCCCCUCCGACCUUCACGCCUUUACCAUUGUGGGACAAUGAAGGAGCACUCAUGGCCACGCCACCAGAAGCACUCUUACCUGACAUUGAACCCAACAUGAUGCCCAAAGAGGAUGGCAUGGAGAGCCUUUGGACCGAGGCUGCCAGACCUGGUGGAGACACGGCAGCACCGCCGUCUCAGGACGACGCCACUGAGGGCACCAUGUCGUCCGAGUCCCUCCCUCUCAUCUUUGAGCCUCUGGAGGAAUCUGUGGAGGAUGGCGCCCCGCUUCCCACCGCUGCCAUGGCGACGGGAGGAGCGCCCCUGUCUGAGGCGGACCUGGAACUGCUGGUCACCUGGGAGACAGACAAGGGAGCCAGCCAAUUAGGCACCGUGCAGACGUCAGACUUUGCUGACAACGAGCAGGUUACCAUGACAACGCAUCCCACUGUGCACAAAUCCCAAUCAGGAUUAGACGAGAUGGAGUCUGAGGAGGAUCCGGAUGACGAGCAUUCCGAGGAAUCCGUGGAGGAGGAGGAGAGUGAAGAAGACCUGAUAGAGACCACUAAAACGUCCUUGACGCAGCCUCCGUACAGCCUCAUCCCUCCGCCGCCCAUCUGGGUCCAGCGCAACCAGGGCCUGAUGCGCAGCUGGGUGGCGCUAAUCAGAGAAAAGGCAGGUUACGUGUCGGGCAUGUUGGCCCCAGUGGGCAUCGGCAUCGCUGGGGCCCUGCUCAUUGUGGGCGCCCUCUACGGCGUCAGGAGGCUUCAGCGCAAGAGGAGGAACAGCUUCAAGCACCAGCGGAGGAAGGUCAGACAAGCAGAGCAACCUCGCGAGGUGGACACAAGCCGCCAGGAUCAGGCCAUGCUGCUGGCGGACAGCUCCGAGGACGAGUUCUGAUCCGGGUCCAAAGGCUGAGGCUGCCGCUGGAAGUCGACAUCAUCAUGACAACCGCAUCCAUCACUCUUGAGCUGUUUUGCUGUGACUCGUCGCAUAAACGGUGUGCAGAGUGAAUGAAGGAGUGCGCCCCCUAGUGCUCACUAGCUUUGGAGUCUGGCACUUUGACCCACUCAAACAGUGAUGUGCGAUACCACUGAUUUAGUUUGCGAUCCAAUACAAAGUAAAAUUCAGGCUGGUAUCAGCGAUACUGAUCCUAUACUUUGUACAAAUUCACCUAAUGUGUCUGGUAAAUUUUUAAAACUUUUGUAUUCCAUAUCAUAGCAUAAAGAAGACAUUACAUGAAUGUAUGAAUUACAUAAAUUAUGAAUAAAUAUGAAUUAAAAAUGUAAGUAAUUUAUUAUUAGUUUUUUUAAAAUAUAUGAAGUAUAUAAUAUAGCCAAGCUAAUAAGCAAUAGAAAAAAUGGAGGACAAAAUCAUAUAAUAUGUGAAAAUUGUAUUUUAACACAAUAAAAAGAGAAAAGUACAAUUAUAAAAACGUUAAAAUCACUGAUUAAUAAGUACUACUAUAAGAAUGAAAACAAUCAUCGUUUCAGCAGACAAACUUUACCUGAAAUGACUCAAGUAUCAAAAGAAUCGAUAUUUCAAUUUGAGAAUCAAUUUUAGAGCAUGAGGAGCUGUUAUGGGAAGUAUCGAUACUUCAGAAUCGAUCCGCACAUCACUACUAGUAAAUAAUGAGCAGGCUGUGUCACUAGCAAUCCAUACCGGAAACACAGUCGGUUCUAUGCACUGAUCUAAAAAAAGACUGGAUCGAGCUUCUAUUGUUUUAUUUUUGAAGCCAAUGGAAAUUUGCGGCGGCCAUCUUGGUGAGACCACUUUGCUGUGAGACAACAGUAUGGCAACGCACUGGUAAAACUUCGAUUGAUCGUAUAGCCACCAAAAUCAACUGCUAAAGGUUAUAACUACUCAGAUUUAUACGCUUUUGUGUCAUUUAUCAAGCUAGUAAGAUGUAUUUUAGCUUCGAGACGGACGAAAAAUUGGCUGUGUGGCAGCCUGCAAACAUUGUUUACGUACGGAAUUUAAAGUCUAUCUUUGUCUAAUUAUUUUCCUACGGUAAACCAUUAUUUUUUUAUCUCAGGAUAAGGUUAAGGCAGGAAGAAAGCAGAAAUUUUGUCACGUCUUCUACUUUUGCGUGAAUCAUGUGUGGUAUCAGAAUUAAUGUAACUGGGUAGUUGUGGUAGCUUUUAAAAAAGCUGUUUUUGGUACAAAAAGACAUUAGAUAAGUGCAAAUACUCAAAGCCUACUGUAAAAAACUGCAUAGAAAUAAUUUUAUCAUUGAUUGCUAGGCUAGGCACCAAAAAAAGGCCUAGUUGUUACAGGAAGGUGUAACGAGAAAAUUCUUGCAAAACCACCCAUCAAAGUUCAUACUUUAACUUUUGGUUACAUUUCGAGAACUUUUCAAAGCAAAGCCGUUCAAGUAGUGGCACAUAUAUCAGGUCAAAAAAAGGUGCCAAGUAAAAGUACUUACGAGUGGAAGGUUCUUGGGAAGUGCUUUUUAAGUUGUGUUUCCUCAUCCUCGCUUCCUUCACUGGCACUCCUGAUGUUUUUGAUGAUUUUUCACAAAUUCUGCGUUCGUAUACCAGCACAAUCACAAAGCUGUGGCACGUAAGGUGGUCUCACCAAGAUGGCGGCGAUCGAAAAAAUCUGGCUUCAAAUUUUGGCGCGUGAAAACAAUAGGUUGCUCGAUCCAGUCUUUUUUUUAGAUCAGUGGUUCUAUGCAUGUGCAGAAUGCGGCUACAACGGUCGGCAGUCACGUGUUAAGCACGCGUAAUCUAAGUCAUGCAUUUUAUGCGCUGAUCUGUACGAAAACAAUCUGGAUAGCCCAUUGGUCAAUGACUUGUGAAGCCAUGCAGCAGCCAUAUUGCCACGCACAAGAAACACUUCUCGGACAAUGCCUUAUGUGAGAACUUGUGAGUUAAGUCUGUUGUUAGUUUGUUACCCACUCACACUAAAUGCAAGGUUAGUCUUCAGUGGGGGUUUUUCUAAACGGAGAAAUAGCAUCCAUCCAAACAUAUCUUGCUAGCAAAUGCUUUUGUGUAUAGUUUUUCAGUGGCGAAAAAAAUUUAAAAUAAUUUAUGGAAUCAAGAAAAGAGGGCUUAUAAUUAAUAUCCACUUGCACCAAGGAUAUAAUAUAAGACAAAAAAAUGUUAUUUUGUAAUUUCUCAAAUCUUAACGUUAUUUGAGGGGGGGACGUAUAUUGCACAUUCGUAGUAGAAAUCUUGUUGCUUGACGUGUAUGCUCUGUAACUGCCAUAAAACCACUGAUCUGUACGAAAAAAAUCUGGAGAGAUCAUACCUCGCAUGCGCCCGUGCAAGCCGCUGACUCCACAGCGCACGCACGAGAGGCCAUCUUACCACUCACAUCUCGUACGUAGCAGACUACAUUGGCACAGCGUACACGGUGUACAAAGCAGAUGAAGAGGCUCGCACAACAUAAUUAAAAAGCGGGGAGAUUCUCCCAUUCCUUCAAGUAACGCAACCUUCGUCCCUUAAAAACCAUUUGAUACGUUAUUCUCUAUCUUUUGCUAUAUUAAAUGUACUUUUUCCCCUUCCAAUUCUCAUUGCCUUUGGGACAAAAGUCUACUGUGCACCCUGGCUCAGCACUCCCCUAUAGCAAUGAUAGUUUUACUCCUCUCGAAAGAGAUUUUCAUUUGAACUGCAUAUCCCAUCCCUUUUUUCCACUAAAAUCCAUGGUCAUGAUCCUUUACUUUCUAUUUUACUUUCAUACAAUUCACUAUGCUCUCGUCUGUACAAAAUAUGAAUCACAAAAUAGAGUGACUUUGGACAAGUUUUAAAGUCAUUUAACAUUUUGCUGAUUUUUUUUGUUUCGGGUACGGAUUGCGUAGCGAAAGGCUGUAAGCAGCGGGUAAAGCAAGAAAGGGCUGUCAAGAAAAUAAAAGGUGUAAAUAUAUUUGCUGUAAAUGUCUGUCAUACUAGUGUACAUACAAUUUCCUUUAUGUUAGACACUUGUAGGGAUCAGCAAAAUAGGUUUAUGUAACUAAAGCCAAUUAGCUUAGCCAAAUCCUUUCAAAAAUGGCACACAAGCAUGAAAAGAAGCUAACCAGACGUUAAAGGGUUAAUAGCAACAUCACCGUUUCUCGAAGUCAAAUUUCCCCCUGCUACUUCAGUCUUGUAUAGCGUGUAAAGCCCGUUAGCCUAGCUUAGCAAAAGCUGCAAGGGUUAGCCUAGGUCCUUUCCAAAAUGGCGUAUCACAAUUGCCGUCAUUUCAGAUGCUACCGUAGCAUAGAGCUCGUGUUUUAUUGUUAAGAUUUAAGAGCACUGUUACUUACCUAGUGAACAGAACCGGGCGAGCCGUUGACUUUCUCCCAUGAUGUGCUAACAGCGGUAGCUUCUUCAAAGCAGGGUGUUGUGGUGUCACAUACACCCUCAUUUAUCGCGGUUAAUUGGUUCCAGCCGCGUUGUAUGAAUUUCCACACUAUAUGAGACAAUGUUAUUAAAUUGACCAUUUUCGUAGUUAUAGCAUACACAACGUGUUUAUGACUUUCUAAAUACGUGUUUUAACAUUAUUGGAGCCCCGUAGCCACGAAAUUACACCAAUAGUCACUUUGACACUCCUAUUAUUGUAUCCUAUCACAUUGCUACGGGAUCGCAGGGACAUAAGACAUGCCCGCAGUAGCAUAGCAAGUUUACUGAGCUAACUAGUCAUAACAUUAGGUACUGAAGUCUGGUGACCACAAUACUACACAUAACUUAUCUUUCAUAAUUUUUUUGACUAAUAGUAGGCCAUAGUCAACCACAAAACAGCUAUCAUUCAUUAAUUAUAUUCGAACUGUGAUAUAGGGAUUGCUGUAGUUACUUUUGAGUAAAUUGUUUUGUUAU
This is a messenger RNA of Dunckerocampus dactyliophorus (ringed pipefish), 5618 nucleotides long. RefSeq names its product armadillo-like helical domain-containing protein 4. The record is from RefSeq and is a predicted model, not a curated record. The coding region runs from base 361 to 1722 and encodes 453 amino acids. The transcript is spliced from 8 exons. NCBI's taxonomy places the organism in Eukaryota, Metazoa, Chordata, Actinopteri, Syngnathiformes, Syngnathidae.